Messenger RNA from Trypanosoma rangeli, 3123 nucleotides. RefSeq names its product exocyst complex component 6. The transcript has a single exon. Bases 1 to 3123 code for a protein of 1040 amino acids. Gene Ontology annotation, cellular component: membrane; exocyst. Gene Ontology annotation, biological process: intracellular protein transport; Golgi to plasma membrane transport; exocytosis. Lineage: Eukaryota; Euglenozoa; Kinetoplastea; Trypanosomatida; Trypanosomatidae. The record is from RefSeq and is a predicted model, not a curated record.
AUGGAGGUGGAAACAGACGCCAGGCAGAAUGAGAAGUUGCAAAGUAUUUUGCGGGACAUGGGGGAUAGUCCACAUAUUAUUUACUACACAAAGGAGUCCUUACGCAUCCAUCGCCAUGGCAGGCUGAAGAAGGUGUUCCUCGUCGCAACACCCUAUUAUGUCUACUUAGUCAAGGCAAAGGGGAUUUCGUUUUACGCCAGGUGGCAGAAUAAGCUGCUGACGGUCAGCUCUACUAAAAAUAUCAUUUCCAUUGGAGCACCUGAGUCGUCGCAGGUGCGGCAGCUGCAGAACGCUAGCCAAGCUGUACCCGACGCAGUAGACAGCGAGGACUCGGGGUUUACGAUGGUAAAACUGGAGUGCGCCUCCGUGUUGGAAGCGACAACUACGGAGCGGUGCCUUCAAAAGCUUGCCGCGAGCGCGCGACUGCGCACAGAACAGUUGGAAAAUGACGAAAGUUAUCCUGCACAGAAUGCAACGCAGGAAACGAAAGACGCGGAGGAUGAAUGGAGUGGUGCCGACAGUGAAGGUAGCGAAGAUGACGCUGGCCCCUUAUGGGGACAACAACAAGUCCUCCUGCAGCGGCCGAGGGAAGGGGAAUCGAGCAGCCUGUUUCAAAAGGCUCCAUCAAGGUACCUUGCUGUGGCAUCUCUGGUGGAUGGAGAGUUUACAGAUUACACCGCAUUAAAGAAUGCAUAUCUUCGCAACGAGGAGGACAUCUUGCAGGAGGACCUCGCUGCCUUUGUAAAAGAGAAUGAGGGACAGGUGGAGAAGCUGUGCGAGACUCAUUAUCCGGCCUUCCUCCAUGCCGCACGGCAGUGCUUUUCCAUUUCUGAGCAAGACGCCGAGCUGGUGGGGCAGGAACUCAGUGGCGCCACCACACUCGCCCGUUCCUCGGUGAUGGAGAUGAAACGGUCGGCCGCUGACCUUAAUUUGUCGCGUUGUGUCAAGCAAAACGUUGCACAGGUUGUGUCCAUACUGCGCAGCACAAUGGAGUUGGCAGAGAUGCUGGAGACUGUGGAAAUGCGGGUACAGAAACAGCAGCUGCUGGGGGCCGUGGUGUCCUUGAAGCAGCUUAUGCGGGUGGCAGCGCCAUUCGCAGAAUACGCGCUCGGUGAGUAUGUGAUUCAUCACCGGGUGCCACAGCUAUCGCAGGACAUUUUUACGGCCGCCGUACAUGACUUUAAUGCAUGGCUAAAGUUGCUGCGAGACUCCUCGCUGCCUAUUGGCGCCGCCGCCCUAAAAUGGGAGGGAACUGUGAAAACAGGAUCCAUCGAGAAGAAAUUACGAAUUUCGGAAGAGGGCGAGUGGUGGGUGGAAAUGAGUUACGUGAGAGCCUGCAUCAGGCGUGCCCCCUUCACAGAGUCAUCUAGUAUUUCAAAUAUUAUAUAUGGAGCUUCACUACAAGAGGUGUUUGAGGAGCUUUGUCAUGGGACAUACUACCGCAAUUAUUACGCCGAAAGUCGUAUGCAGCAAGCAAAACUAGACCUUUAUGAGGUGCCUGUCUCCUCUGAGGCGCUUAGUGGGGAUGCUCUUGUGGCAGAAUUGGAAAGAUACUGUGCGACGGCGCUGGGAUUUGUACUGAUUGAAGACAUUGUGCACAACAUUACGGAGCCGCAUGUACGGUCAACGACAGAGAUAAUCUGCAUGUGGGAAAAGCUGUCGCAGGCUAUGGCGGAUCGAGCGCGACACAUAUCCACGCUACUUGUUAGCGACCCCAACUAUACAGCAAGGAUGAUGGAUGUUUUUUGUCUCUUGCGCAGUUUUAUCAGCAUUGUUGUGGACUGCGUCAAGAGUGUGCGACUGAGCCCUCUGAUUUUGUCACUCGUUGUGGAGUCUAUGAGUGACAGCAUCAUUAGCUCUUGGUUGCAGGAGGCCUGUGUGGAGGCAACUCAGGGCGUCCUCACAGAGACGCUUUUGCCAUUGACUGCGACGACUCUCGGCGAGUAUCAUGAGUACGUGACACGGUUUUACUUGGAUCGUUGUAAAUCCAUUGAACUUCCACUACCCUCAGCUGGGUUUACUUCAGGAAGUGUGACGCUGCCCUACGCCCUCAUGGUUCCUGUGAUUGGUGACAUAGCAUUACGUUUUCUUUCACAGUGCCACUCCAUUCUGGUGAUGGAUGAGAGCGCUGUGGUGCGUCAGUCCGAGCUCAAUAACGUGGAUGAAAUGCUUCUCAAGUACCUCUCUGUGCUGUUUAGAACCGUGGCAGAACUUCUGCAUAGCCAUCUGGCCACCGUUGCUGAGCGUGCUGUGAUGCAGCUUGCGGUGUUUGUCACUUCGUGUGCAACGAUGAGUGUUAUUGUCUCGUGCGUGGAGCAGCAGUUUGUACUUGCGUGGCACUUUGACUAUGACGAGGGCAAACGAGAGACACUUGGCGCGCCGCGGCUGCUAGCCAGUUCAGCGACACUUUUUGAGAAGGCCGUGCAGAAGGGCAUUGAACGUCUUCUCACCGCGUUCAUUGCAGAGACGGAGGAUCGUCUGCGGCCCGUUGCGGAACUGGAUUACUGGAAGGGACUUGUUGAGGUUCGGCGUGCUGCGACGCCGGCAACGGCGACAAGGGCAAACAGCAAGGACGACGAUGAGAAGGGCCUUCUGGAAGCGAUGGAGUAUGUUAUUUCCAUGAUCCCGAAGCUAACGGCGGUGCUUCAGGUGUCCGUGGUGCGUAGUGUGUUGGGCACUGUCGUUGCCCAUGCAGCCAUCACGACGCAGACAAAUCUGGAGAGCGCAAUUCAUGGCGGAUGCCGUGAUGGCACCACCAGCGAUUUUGCCGCUCUGCGUGACUGCGUGCGGGAGUUUGAAUUGAUGUGCGCAAUACAAAUCCCUCUGUGGCAGAAGCGUAUUGGUGCCGCCAUUAGCAGUGUGCCCGCGGCACAGCGGUUUCCGUUGCAGUCCAAACAUAUUGCCGACGAGCUACUGUUGUGGAUCGGGCGCAAGGAGGCGGCGGAGCGGGCAAAAACCAAUCAGGUUCUUGCAGGCAUCGAGGGGGCCGGCAAAUUUGUGGCGAAAGGAGUAGGGAAGGGAAUUUACACUGUUGGUCAGACCGUGAAGGGUGGCGCAAGCGCAAUUACAGGGGCCGCGAGCGCUCGUGCAGGUAAACGUGAACAUCAGUCUGCUCUCUUCUGA